UUUUGAAGACAUUCGUUAAAAAAAAAAAAAUGUAUCCUUUCGUUGAUAUAGGAUGGAAGUUUCACUAGCGCAACUACUUUUUUCAUGUCUGAAAAGCCAGUAAAUGAGAAAUGGAGUGCCGGUACUAUUUGAUGAGCGGAGGAAAAUUGAUUUCGUUUAAGAGAUAUGGCUGUGAAGCCAUGUGCUUCUUUGUUUACAAAAACAGAGGCUGUUGGUGGAGUGGUGAAAUUGCGUGAAUAGUUCUUUAAAGAAUUUGGACUUGUAAGAAGUGAGCCGCACAACCGUACCUGCAACUUGCCUGGAGCAGUCUUCAGACAGUGGGACAAACUGUAUCUGCCAACUCAAUGCCUAGUUUCAAUUCCCUAGGAUUGGGUCAAACUGACCAUUCGUAAGGGACCAAAUGCAGCUGAGUGAGGCCAAAACAUCAAGGGACCCUACCGCCCCAUGCACACUUUCUGGACUCAGCGGGUGCCUGGCUGUCACGAUUUUACGAGUUUGUCUGUGUGUUUUCCAGGUGGCAAGGAUGAUUUCUCAGGUUCUCCUGACGGGGACACUAUGUUGCCUACUCCCAGGUUUGCUGGAUGCUACACCUCUGAAGGCUAGAGCUGUGAGGGAGGUCAGCAUCGACUCUGCCCAGGCUCAUGGCUUCCAGUCUCAGUCACGCCCCAAACGGAACGUCGAUCCCAAGUGGCACCGCGGCACGCCUGAUUUCCAGUCCUACUACAAAUUCUACAACAGCAUCGGCCAUAUUGAAGGACUGUAUGAGAUUGACAGGCUCAGGAUACUGUAUCAGCAGAUGCGUCACCUGGAGCAGGUCUAUGGGCCUGACGCCUCACGCUACCAGAAUGCCCUGGGUGUGAUAACCCCACCACCCACCACCGCAGCUCCUACUACCACCACACUGCCUGCUACCACUCCUACUACCCCAGCACCACUUUCUUUUACUAAGACUGACGUCCUGUAUCUGUGUAACCCCAAAGACCCCCUCUGUAAAGCUCACAUCGUCUACCUGCCUGCAGGGGCCAUCCCGGUCCUCUGUGACCCACGCUACAACCCUGCCUGCAAACCCCAAACUGGCAAGGUGGUCAUUCCUGCUGUACCUAUGGAGCCAGCUCCUGCAGCACCUCUGGUGCCAGCUGUUGAAGCACCACCUCCACCUCCACGAUCUCUUAAGAAGUCUCUCAAACCUCCUCGUCCUCCUCCCAUUGUCAUUAAAGGGAUGGAGUAUGACUGUGACCCUUACUGGGACCCUGACUGCCUGAUCGAUCACCCACCUCGCCCUGUCAAGGCGACUGAGCCACUACCACCACCCCAUACUCUCCCCGUUGUUGUGGAGGAGAAGGAGGGGAAGGAAGAAGUUGCUCCUGAGGAGACCAAAACACCUUUUGACCUGCGUGAUUUCCGGCGUGACCUCUUUGACCCUUACCGCUAUUCUGACCAAGCCCCUGACCCCCAGUAGAUGAUUAAAACAACAGAAAAUGGACAUACAAAUAAAACAGUAGUGUUAGUUUAUAACAGAAGGUCAGUAAACAAAUACAGGUAGGACUGUGAACAAAACCAUAUAACUUUUAUUUUACAUAAUUCCCCCCCAAGUAUGACACUUUUUCACUUCCAUCAGAGAAUAUGGUUUCAGUUUUAGAGACAAGCCUUAUAAAAUCUUGUAUUCAA
Messenger RNA from Salmo salar (Atlantic salmon), 1668 nucleotides. RefSeq lists its product as uncharacterized. NCBI's taxonomy places the organism in Eukaryota, Metazoa, Chordata, Actinopteri, Salmoniformes, Salmonidae. The record is from RefSeq and is a predicted model, not a curated record.